AAAAAACGUAGGUCUGCUAUUUAACGCCCUAUAUAAAGAGCUGUGAGUCACCCUGAAAGUCACAGACAUUCAAAAUGAAUUUUGUGAUCUUGGCCUUGUUCGUCGCUGGUGCCUACGGCUGCGGUCGGCCCACCUACCCCCCCGUCCUUACCAGGGUGGUUGGUGGAGAUGACGUUCGUCAGCACAGCUGGCCCUGGCAGGCGUCUCUGCAGUACCAGAGUGGGAGCUCCUUCUACCACACCUGUGGAGCUACCCUGAUCUCCAGCCAGUGGGUGGUCACUGCUGCUCACUGCAUUGGAAGUCGCACCUACAGAGUCUACCUGGGGAAACACAACCUGAAGAACAACAACGAGGCCGGCUCCAUCGCCAUCAGCCCCGCCAGGAUCUUCGUCCAUCCCAACUGGGACUCCUACAGAAUCCUGAACGACAUUGCCCUGAUCAAGCUGUCAUCUCCUGUCAAGCUGUCGGACACCAUCAAGCCCGCCUGUCUUCCCAACUCCGGCGAGGUCCUGCCUCACGGCGCUCCCUGCUACGUCACUGGCUGGGGUCGCAUCUCUACUGGAGGACCCCUUGCUGACAUCCUGCAGCAGGCCCUUCUUCCUGUGGUCGGCCACUCCACUUGCUCCAGGUCUGACUGGUGGGGCAGUCUGGUCACCACCAACAUGAUUUGUGCUGGAGGAGAUGGACUGCUGUCCAGCUGCAACGGAGAUUCUGGUGGUCCUCUGAACUGUCAGAACUCUGAUGGCUCCUGGGACGUCCACGGAGUGGUGAGCUUUGGCUCAAGUAUGGGCUGCAACUACCCCAAGAAACCAUCUGUCUUCACCAGAGUUAGUGCCUACAUGAGCUGGAUCAACAACGUGAUGACCUCCAACUAAGAUGGACCUAGAUGAUUGUUUCACUUGACACUAAAAUAAAGAAUUAAAUAUU
Molecule: messenger RNA, 927 nt
Organism: Nothobranchius furzeri (turquoise killifish)
Lineage: Eukaryota; Metazoa; Chordata; Actinopteri; Cyprinodontiformes; Nothobranchiidae
Product: chymotrypsin-like elastase family member 2A
Biological process (GO): proteolysis
Molecular function (GO): serine-type endopeptidase activity
Source: RefSeq, a predicted model, not a curated record